ACUCCUUAUUCCACGCGGUCAUCGAAGUGUGUAGUGCCCUUUCCCUUCGGGCGAAUCACGAAUGUGGGCCACCCAGCCCACAAAAGUCGUCCGUUUCUUCGCUGACUGACGACCUUUGGGCCCGGCCCGGGCCCUCCGGUAAGCCCAACUCCCUCUCCACAUUUUGGUCAACAAUAGAUGCCGUAAGUCUUCCUUCCCUCUGUCUCAUUACCAUUCUUUAACGCGGCAAUUCCCGCUUCCACAGAACUUCCCGCCGUAACACGACGCCUGCUGAUCAAUUCUUUUGAUUAGAAUAAAAGAGAAGCCCAAAAUCUUAUUUUAUAGAAAAAAAAGCUUCCACCGAUGACAACAAGAUUCGGCUUUCAUCCCUUCUUGUCCCUUUUCUGCUUCAUUUUAUUAACAUCUUCCAUUAGCGCACAACAACAGGACACUCUCACGAUCGGCCAAUCACUAACCGACGGCGAGUCCCUUGUCUCAUCCGGCGGCAGCUUCCGGCUGGGCUUCUUCCGGCCGGAAAAUUCCAGCAGCCGGUAUUUGGGGAUUUGGUACGGCGCCAGAGUACCGACUCAAACGAUCGUAUGGGUCGCCAACAGAGGAGCCCCGAUUUCCGACACCAGAGGAUUCCUCAACCUCACCAGGGAAGGAAUCCUCGCCCUCUCCGACGGCGGCAGGAAUAACAACCUCGCCGUCUGGUCCUCCAACGUGACCAGACGGCCGGGGAACAACCCCGUCGUCGCCCAGCUUCUCGAAUCCGGCAACCUGGUUGUCAGAGAGGCAGCCGAGGAGAACCCGGAUAACUUCCUGUGGCAGAGCUUCGAUUACCUCACCAACACGCUCCUCCCGGGGAUGAAGCUCGGGAGGAACCUGACGUCCGGUCUGAACCGGAAGAUGAGGUCGUGGAGGAGCGGGGAGGACCCCGCGGAGGGCGACUUCUCCGUCCUCAUCGAGACGGAGGGUUACCCUCAGCUGUUGGUACGGAGGGGCGCCGCGAUUCAGUUUCGCGCUGGAUCGUGGAACGGCCUCCGUUUCACCGGGGUUCCGGCCCUGAACCCCAGUCCGACUUUUUCGUUCGAGUACCGGUACGAGGAGGGACGGGAGGUCUUCUUCAGGUUCGGGGUGCCCAACAACACGGUCGUGUCCAGGUACGCGAUUUCCCCUGCCGGGCUGCUCCAGCUGCUGACGUGGAGCAGUCGGACGGGGGUGUGGAUAGUGAUAGCCACGGGCCAGGGGGACCGGUGCGAGAACUACGGGUUGUGUGGGACCUACGCGAACUGUUACACGUACCGGGCCCCGGCCUGUCAGUGUCUGACCGGGUUCAGCCCGAGGAACCCGGGCGAUUGGGGCCGGUCGGACUGGGAAGAAGGGUGCGUCAGGAGGACUCCGCUGGCUUGUAACUCGAGCGAUGGAUUCAUCAUGCAUUCAAGGGUCAAGCUGCCGAAUACCGCCGUGACGCGAUGGAAUCGGACGAUUGGGCUGGCGGAAUGUCGGAUGUUGUGCUUGGGGAACUGUUCUUGCACAGGGUAUUCUAGCUUGGACAUAAGUAAUGGCGAGAGCGGGUGUUUGAUGUGGUUCGAUGAUUUGAUUGAUAUUAGAGAACUGGCGGAUGGUGGGCAGGAUUUGUACGUCAGGAUGGCCGGGUCAGAAAUACGAGAGGUGGUUCCGGAGCAGGGGAGGCCCAAUAGACGAAGGAAAACGAUAAUCGUGAUCGCCUCAGUGAUUUCGUCAUCAAUGGCGUUGCUAGUGAUUUUAGGGAUUCUGCUUUAUGCUAGAAAAAGGAAACUCAAGCAAAAAGAAACACUAAAAACAAUAAAUACUCCAUUGCCAAGGAUAAAAUCCCAGAAGGAGCGUAAUGAAGAGUUGGAUCUACCGACAUUUGAUUUGAGCACAAUAGUGGAGGCAACAAAUGACUUUGCCAUAGGGAAUAAGCUUGGAGAAGGUGGAUUUGGGCCCGUCUACAUGGGAAAACUCUCCGAAGGACAAGAAAUAGCGGUGAAGAGGCUCUCAAAGAGCUCGGGACAAGGGCUCAAUGAGUUCAAGAACGAGGUCAUUUUGUUCUCAAAACUCCAGCACCGGAAUCUUGUUCGGUUGUUGGGUUGUUGCAUUAACGAUGACGAAAAGAUGUUGAUCUACGAAUACAUGCCUAACAAGAGCCUCGACUUCUUCAUUUUUAAUGAGACUCAGAGAAAACUACUGAACUGGCAAAGAAGAACGACAAUCAUUGACGGGAUUGCUCGAGGCCUGCUUUACCUUCACCAGGACUCCAGGUUGAGGAUCAUCCACCGAGACCUGAAAGCCAGCAACAUAUUGCUCGACAAGGAGUUGAGACCUAAAAUUUCCGACUUUGGCCUCGCGAGGACUUUUGGAGGAGAUCAAACGGAGGGCGAAACAAAUAAAGUCGUGGGCACGUUCGGCUAUAUGUCUCCGGAGUAUGCGGUGGAUGGUCUCUUCUCGGUGAAAUCGGACGUGUUCAGUUUCGGAGUGCUGGUUCUCGAGAUAAUGAGCGGCAGGAGAAACCGAGGGUUCUAUCACGCUGACCACGACCUCAAUCUCGUCGGCCACGCAUGGACGUUGUGGAACGAAGGAGCGGCCCUGGGAUUGAUAGACGAUUCGUUGAACGAGAGUUGCAACCAAUCAGAAGUGUUGAGAUGCAUCCACGUGGCGUUGCUGUGCGUGCAACAGAGGCCCGAAGACAGGCCCAACAUGUCGGCGGCGGUGCUGAUGUUGGGCAGCGAGAAUCCUCUGCCGCAGCCCAAGUUGCCUGGAUUCUACCUCAGACGGAAUCCGCCGGAGGCCGAUUCUUCUUCCUCGAAGAAUAUCAAUGAUUCUUGCUCUGUUAAUCAAGUCUCGAUGACUGUAAUGGAGCCCAGGUAGUUCAAGAGCAACGUACGUGUACGUACAUUCUUUUCGUUCAAACUUUGAGAAGGGUUGGAGUAGAAUGUAAGAUUGGAUACUUUAGAAAGAUUCUUGACGUAGACUGUUGUUUAUAGAGAGAGAGAUAUAUAUAUGGUAAAAAAAACAAUGGAGAAUAUUACUUAUAUGGGCAUAACAAGUUGUACAAUGUUAAAGAUAUUGUGCUUUCCAAUUUCUCAUAUAGCAUUACGAGAAAAUUGGAGUUUACCAACAAGUGAAAUAUGUUGUAAGAAGUUUUGAUAGUGUUGUAUAUCCAAUAUGUAACACUUUUAAUAGUGUCAUUUAAAAUUGGUGUUACCUUAAGUAACAUAUAACAUUUAUUUAAAUUUUUUGUAAAGAGGAAAAGUGCUCAUAUGCAACUUCAUUUUAAGCAGCACCUUCAAAAAUUAUGCAACACUUUUUGACGAGUAUAACUAUAACCAACAAAUACAUGCUUUAAUCAUGAGAAAUUUAAUAGUCAUAUGAGAUAUAUAUAUAUAUACUCAGUCAUGAUAACUUCCGAUUGUAACAAAUAGUAUCACUUGUGACUCUUUUGUAUCAUUCCCAAAUGUAUUUCAAAUGUUACUCGUUUAAUUUGUGAAUGAGUCACCUAUACCUCAAUAGUUUUAUUACAAAUUAUAUUUUUGUGAAAAAGCUAUUCUUAGAACUAUUCAUUGUAUCCGACUAUGAGUCGCUUCUUUGAUUUCCAGUCCUAACAAAAUUUUAUUAAUCAGUUACAUCAUUAUAAGUUCGGUUAUGGUGCCAUUUACAAUCGAAUCCCUUUUUUACCAACUUUUUUUGCAACAUAUCGAUAAUAUUUGUGAUUGUAGUAAAACUAAUAGAUUGGUGGUGAUAUCCUUUGGUGACAAAACCUAACCGUAUAUAUUACUUUAAUAGUGGUGAGGUAAAUUAUCACAUUAUCGACACAAAUAUAUAUUAAACGUAACAUAACAAUAACAUGGACACAAUGGUUAAUAAGAGAGCACUUCUACUAUGCUAUUUACCAUUGGUGCUUUAAUGUACAACUUGAAGUUGUACCAUAAAAUUAAAUGUAUAAGUUUAAGUUGUACCAUAAAGGAAUUUGUAUCAUUAUGUUUUUUUUUAUGAAUUUGUAUCAUUAUGUUAUGAUACAAUUUUACAACUUGAAGUUGUACCAUCACAUAAGGUACACGUUUAAGUUAUAUCAUAAAAGAAUUUGUACAAAAGUAUAGGUACAAUCUGAAGUUGUACCAUAACGUUAAAAGUACAAUUUCAAGUUGUACUAUAAAGGCAAAAACCUAUAACACCAAAGUUAUUCUUAGAGCUAUGAAAGUAUUGGUGACAGAAUUUUAUUAAUCAGUUACAUUAUUAUAAGUUCGGUUAUGGUGCCAUUUUCGUAGCCCUUUUUUACCAACUUUUUUUUGCAACAUAUUGAUAAUAUUUGUGAUUGUAGUAAAACUAAUAGAUUGGUGAUGAUAUCCUUUGGUGACAAAACCCAACCAAAUAUAUGACUUUAAUAGUGGUGAGGUAAAUUAUCACUACUGUCGACACAAAUAUAUAUUAAACGUAACAUAACAAUAACAUGAACACAAUGGUUAAUAAGAGACAUAUAUUUUGUUGAAUCUCCAAUCUCUAAUUCUCAUUGUAUAGUUUUUAGGUCUGUUCCACGAACUGCCAACUAGGUUGUCUAUGAAGUGGCACGUAAAAAGCUCUACGGCUGUCCUCUUUAGAAUUUACGAUCCUUCGAUCUUUUGUAGAUUAGCUUCACUAGGUAUUGCUCUGAGUGAGUUUUGAAUAGAGGUUCUAAACUACG
Messenger RNA from Linum trigynum, 4681 nucleotides. NCBI's taxonomy places the organism in Eukaryota, Viridiplantae, Streptophyta, Magnoliopsida, Malpighiales, Linaceae. The record is from the annotation of a GenBank genome assembly.